Cimex lectularius (bed bug) is the source of this 903-nucleotide messenger RNA. RefSeq names its product zinc finger BED domain-containing protein 1-like. The record is from RefSeq and is a predicted model, not a curated record. Gene Ontology annotation, molecular function: protein dimerization activity. The transcript is spliced from 2 exons. Lineage: Eukaryota; Metazoa; Arthropoda; Insecta; Hemiptera; Cimicidae. Bases 1 to 903 code for a protein of 300 amino acids.
AUGGCCAAAUUAGAAGAAAUUCAAAAGAGUUUAGGUAUGAAAGCUUUAAAAUUAAAACAAGAUGUUUCAACUCGUUGGAAUUCAACAUUUGAAAUGUUGGAUUGCAUUUACAAAAAUAAGGAAGCGGUAAUCUCGGCUUUAGCAAUUUGCAAUCCCAAAUUAUUAUUAGAGAAUGAUGACUGGAAAAUCAUCAAAGAAGCUAUAGAGCUUCUGCAAAUCUUCUCAGAAGUCACAGAGGAAGUUUCUUCAGAAAAAAAUAUAUCCUUAUCUAAAACCUCUGUUUUAGCUCGUGGCCUGGUAAGGUGUACAAGACACAGCUUGAGCACGCAAGGCUUAAGUGAAGUAGUUGAACUGUUAGGAGAUAAAUUACUCGAAUCCUUAAGUCAUCGUUUUGGGAACCGGGAAAGGAAUGAUUUAGUAAGUCAAUCAAUCUUUCUUGACCCCCGGUUCAAAAAACAAGGAUUUGGGGAAGAAUCCCAAUUUGUGAACACAAAGAAGUUAAUAAUUCAAAAAAUUCAAGCUGUUGUCCGAACCGAGCCACAGUCACGAGCUGAAAUUUCAAUUAAUCUGCCAAGUACAUCCAAAAUUUGGCAAGAAUUUGAUGAGUCAGUGUGCAUUAUGAGAGCGGUCCAAGAUCCAAAAGCUUCUGCUAUUGUCGAAGUCGAUAAAUAUAUAGCAGAACCUCUUGUGGACCGUCGCACUGACCCUAUGGUUUGGUGGAACGAUAGGAAAAGUCUAUUUCCUAAUUUGUAUAAUCUAGCUUUGAAAAUAUUGUGCAUUCCUGCAACCUCUGUUCCCCGUGAGAGAAUUUUCUCUAAAUGGGGUCAGAUAUGUGCAACAAUAAUCGUCAGACUGUCAAGCAGCUCUAAAGGCUGCCCAGGCCUUCGAGAUUAUCUCAAAUAA